AUGGAUUGGGGAGCCCUGCAUACCAUUUUGGGAGGUGUAAAUAAGCACUCCACCAGUAUCGGGAAGAUAUGGCUCACAGUCCUGUUCAUCUUCCGUAUCAUGAUCCUGGUUGUGGCUGCAGAGAGAGUCUGGGGAGACGAACAAGAUGACUUUGUCUGCAACACACUUCAGCCUGGCUGCAGAAAUGUUUGCUAUGAUCACUUUUUCCCCAUCUCUCACAUCAGACUGUGGGCCCUGCAGCGGAUCUUUGUCUCCACGCCUGCGCUGCUGGUGGCCAUGCACGUAGCUUACAGGAGGCACGAGAAGAAAAGGCAGUUCAGAAAGGGGGACCAGAAAUGUGAAUACAAGGACAUUGAAGAGAUCAGAAAACAGAGGUUUCAUAUCGAGGGCUCCUUGUGGUGGACAUACACCAGCAGCAUCUUUUUCAGACUAGUCUUUGAAGCUGUCUUCAUGUACGCGUUCUAUUUCAUGUACGAUGGGUUCCGAAUGCCUCGCUUAAUGAAGUGUAAUGCCUGGCCCUGCCCCAACACGGUAGACUGCUUUGUUUCUCGGCCCACUGAAAAGACAGUGUUCACUAUUUUCAUGAUUGCUGUGUCCAGCAUUUGCAUUCUUUUAAAUGUGGCUGAAUUAUGUUACUUGCUGACAAAAUUUUUCCUCAGAAGGUCUAAAAGAGCUGGAAAUUCAAAACAGCAGCCCAACCAUGAGGAGAAGGAAGAAACCAAACAGAAUGAAAUGAACGAAUUGAUAUCUGAUAGCUGUCAGAACACAGUUAUAGGGUUUUCAAGUAGCUAAGGUGGUGUCAAUGCUGAUGUUCACUCUUUUUGGAGUGAAUGCUUUAUUUAAAGGCUGCAAGUGAAAUUUGUUAUAUGAAACCACUGAAGUUUGGUGAUACUUUGAUACGUAGUGUCAGGUGUCAAGUAUGUACCUGUGUGGAAAACGUCAGGGCAGCCUAAAUGUGAAAAUUGUGUGAGGAUUAAAUAGGAAGAGAUGCUUUCCUAUGACUACCCUUACAAGCUGACUAAUGCAAGUGGGAAUGCCACUUCUACCUUCAUGCUGACACAGCUCCUGGAAACUAAAUGUAACAGCAAUAAGAACAAAAUUCUUUCCAAGCUAGGUAUUCUAGUAUUACAAGAUGUUUUGUAAUAGUGAUAGUUUUUACUUGUGAACUGACAAUUAAAAUAUUUUUCUAAAAAUCUCAGAUUCCAUGUUACUUAAGGUGUUACAGUACACAACUGUUUUGUUUCUUAACCAGGCAUAUGCAGAUGAACCCUGUAAUACCAUAUUCAUAGGGAGGAGACAGCGAUAGGCUACAUCUUCACAGCUUUGCAAGUGCUGCUUGAGUCUGGACAGGUAGCUUGAGAGCUUGCAUACACACACUGCUGGCUGUAGGAGAAGUUGUGUGAAAGCCUGCCAGUGUGGAUAAUUGAGGUAGCUAGAUCCUGAGUGCAAAAAGUCAUGCCUAAAACCAGAACAAGAAUAUAGAUAUAGCCUAAGUAGAUUUGCUUUAAACAUCUAGCAGACCUGGGAAUCUUAUCAAUCUUUUAACUGCAUACUGCCAGUUUUAUAGCAACUUACAUAACUUUAAGUAGAUGUUUAUUUCUCUAAUGUAUUAGCUGUACUUGUUUCUUUAUGCUAUACCACAUCAUGGAACUUUUUUUGGUUUUGAUUUGUUUGCUUUUUUUGUAGUAGACUGAUGGUGCUGUUAUGAGACUAGAGGCUCUCUGGUUUCAAGGACAUGCAAAAGUAUUACUGGAAAUGGAGCAAGUCUUCUGAAUAAAAGGCAAACACUUUA
Messenger RNA from Acanthisitta chloris (rifleman), 1792 nucleotides. Its product is annotated as gap junction beta-6 protein. Gene Ontology annotation, biological process: cell communication. Gene Ontology annotation, cellular component: connexin complex. The coding region runs from base 1 to 792 and encodes 263 amino acids. The transcript has a single exon. Lineage: Eukaryota; Metazoa; Chordata; Aves; Passeriformes; Acanthisittidae. The record is from RefSeq and is a predicted model, not a curated record.